This is a messenger RNA of Grosmannia clavigera kw1407, 1443 nucleotides long. RefSeq names its product candidapepsin-4 precursor. Gene Ontology annotation, biological process: proteolysis. The record is from RefSeq and is a predicted model, not a curated record. Lineage: Eukaryota; Fungi; Ascomycota; Sordariomycetes; Ophiostomatales; Ophiostomataceae. Gene Ontology annotation, molecular function: aspartic-type endopeptidase activity. Bases 1 to 1443 code for a protein of 480 amino acids. The transcript has 2 exons.
AUGAUAUGCAGCCGCCUCUUACAUCUGGCGCUGUCGGCCGUCGGUGGUCUCGCAUCCGCCAUGCCCAAGCAGCCGAUGGUGGUGGCCCGCGUUUCAGACGGAACUUCAGACAUGGGCAAUAACACCUUUCUCAGCAUCCCCAUGGAGCGGGUUCAGCUGUCAUCGGGCCAGAGCCUCCGCCGGCGUGAUGAUGUCAAUACCGUCGUCUACCCCGUGAGCGACGCAGGCUAUGCGAUCGAGAUCGACGUGGGAACACCGACACAGAGAGUGCCGGUGCUGAUCGACACUGGCUCCGAUGAGCUAUGGGUGAACCCCGACUGCUCUGGCCUGUCGGAUUCGGUCGCGAAGCAAGCCUGCCUGGUUUUGGGUCAGUACUUCCCAUCGGAUUCGACCACGGCCGAUGAUCCGAAGGAUUCCUCGCUCCUGGAAUACGGGAAGGGCAGUGCCAAUGUGACCUACAUCGUCGACAGCGUCAGCAUCCCGGGCGCCAUGAGGAAUCUGUCCAUGACAGAUGUCACGCUCGGCGUGGCCACGGCCAGCAAAAACCUCGCAAUCGGUAUCUUGGGUGUCGGUUUUACCUCCAACGUGGAGUACCUUACCGUGCUGGACAAGUUGGACGCACAGAACGAGAUGCAGAGCCGGGCGUUCAGCCUGGUGCUCGGUGCGAGCAAUGCGACAGACGAGGCACCCGCCUCUGACGGAACCAUCAUCUUCAACGGUGUGGACACGAGAAAAUUCACCGGCCCGCUGCAGCAGCUUGACAAUCUGAGCCCACAGGACGGAGACGACGAUCGGUGGCGCUACUUUGUCGAGCUGACGAACAGCACCUACGCCAAGAAGGACAAGACGAACACGACGACGACCCUCUACUCCAGCAGCCUGCGGGUGCUCCUGGACAGCGGCUCUAGCUACUCGUAUCUGCCGCCAUCGUUUAUCGGCGCGCUCGCCAACACGCUCAACCUCACGGUCAGUACGACCUCUAGCAGCACCACCAUCAACGGCACCAUCGCCAUCGACUGCAAAGCCACUGUCCCAACAGGCAUGGUCGACUUUGCCUUUGGCUCUGCGCUGACCAUCAGCGUGCCGCUCGCUGACCUGAUAUGGGUGAACGGCGACGUCUGUAUGAUCGGAAUAGAACCGAUUGGCGACGACAAGAUCGCCGUCUUGGGCGACGAUUUCCUACGCUCAGCCUACGUGCUCUUCGACCAGGACAACCAGAAGAUCUAUAUGGCCGAGGCUGCCAAUUGUGGUACCCACGCGCAGCUCCUGGUUGGCACCAUAUCGGGCAACAUUACCUCGUACAACUACACUGGCGAGUGCAACCAGUCAACCGCCGACUUGCAGGUGUCCGCUUCUGCUUCGGCUGCGGCCGUCUUCCCUAUAUCUCUGACGACGGUCUUGUUCGCCUUUGCCUGCAUACAGAUAAUGAUGGCUAUGAUGUGA